Messenger RNA from Podospora anserina S mat+, 1659 nucleotides. RefSeq lists its product as uncharacterized. The record is from RefSeq and is a predicted model, not a curated record. The transcript has 2 exons. NCBI's taxonomy places the organism in Eukaryota, Fungi, Ascomycota, Sordariomycetes, Sordariales, Podosporaceae. Gene Ontology annotation, molecular function: protein binding. The annotation marks the transcript as partial.
GGAUUCCCUGUUCACAAUAUCUGUUGGAAGCUACUCGAGGAGGCCAUCUACCCCAACCCGGUGCCAAUUGAAAGGUUGUUCGAUGUCUUGAAGUCUUUCGUAUGGCCGUCGUUGUGCGUCGAUGGGCGGCUUGAUUGGCGCUGGAGGGAAAUCUCGCAGUCAGCAGAGUGUUCAUCGAAAGACUCAUUCCCUUGGGAUAUCACCGCCAACGCGAGCACCGCUAAUGUGCCGCCAUUCACAUCGGAUCCGUAUUUCGUCGACCUCCACGAGAUUCUGAGUGAGCGGUACGGAGUCUACGAUGUUCCUCUUGCCCCCGAUAACUUGUUAUCCGGCCUAGUGUCAGGAAACGAUCCCUUCCUCUCCCUCCCGGAGGAGCUUUGCUCUAUUAUUGCCUGCUAUUUACCACUCCGUGACGCCCUCCAUGCCCGUUUGGCAUCGCGAUCCUUUUGGCAUCUUUUUGAUCGUCAACAGUUUUGGCGUUCUCAAUUUAUGGGUUUAAAUUCUGACCUUUCAUGCCUGUUUGAACUUCAUCGAGAUCCAUAUCAAGGGGCCCGUGAUUGGCGAUUACUCUACCAUCGGAUUACCGACACCAGCAAUGACUCGGAUGAGGAUGUCUGGAGCGGCCUUCGCAACAGAGGGCAAGCCUGGCAGAAGAUAUUGACUAUUGUUGACAUCCUGGGACUUUGUCCAAGUCCAAACGCCGCGUUUACGAAGAGGGGUCAUUUGGCACACUUGAAGCCCCGGCCAGACUGUACUCUACGAGUCGGGGGGAGUGCCGCAGAGUCCCUAGUCGGCACGGUGGGUCCGCUGCAAGUGGGAUGUUUCCGAAAAUCCGUACAAUCUCUUGCUAUCCCCAACGAGACAGUCCGAAUAUCUGCGUCAACCAUAGAUGUGGGAUCCUUUACGUACAUCUCCGGCUUGACCAUUGUGUCGAAUUCGCAGACAGAAAGCGCUGGCCACCUGGGUCCCAAGGAAAGGGAGCGAUCCGUCACCCUAAACGCUGCUGAUCUACGGGGCCUCAACGUUGCGGUUGGUUUGAGAGGUAUCCACGCUUUGCAGUUUGCGGAUUCGGCAGGACUGACCCCUUGGCUGGGCGAUCCUCGUGAUGCUGCAAAAACGACGAGGCUUGGGAGUGUAUCAAAUAUUUCAUCACUGGAAGUCUGGUCCGAUAUUGGUAUCGUGAAGAAGCAAAGUUCCGAGCUCAGCGACACAGAAAAUAUCUCAGACUUGAGGAUUUUCGGCAUAUGGUAUCCCGAUAUUCCCCCUUCUCAACUCAACCUGAAUGAAGAGUGCUUCUUCUCUGCGAAAGCAUUUGCGGAGGGAUUCAGACCACUGUUCUGGACCCAUUUCGGCGGCCCAGGUGGUGUGCAUCUGAAAAGCCUACUGAGAAUAUAUUGGAAUCAGCCGGCCGAAACCAUCACUUUUGCUUAUGAAAACAAGGGGGUUCCAUUAAGCUCUCAGAGCUUCGGUCAGGCACCAGAACCUGAAUCGGACGACGACUCAUCGUCUUUUCAGCCUUACACUAGGUCGAGCACGUUUGUAAUCAAUGGACCUGGGGGAGAAAGAAUUACCGCUGUCGAGACUUGCCAGAAGUACCGGAAGACUGGCAGAACAUGGGAGUGUACAGAAGGAGUCCUAACUGGAUUCAAGGUGAGUUAG